AUGUCCCUGCCCGUGGUGCUCCCGGGCUCCUGCUGCCCUGUGGCCGGGCUCUCGGGCGGGCCGCAGGCCGGGGGCCCGGGCGCCGCCGCCGCCGCCCAGGAGCCGCCGCUGCCCCCGCUGCGGCCGCGCUGGCCCCGGGCCGCUCUGCCGCCCCCCGUGCGGCCUCGCUGCGCCGCCACCGCCGCCGGGGUGCUGGCCGGGCCGCCCGCGCUCUCCUCCCGCCGGGCCGCCGCCGCCGCCGCCGCCGCCGCAGCCCCGGGCUCGGCGCUGCUGCCCGCUCGCCCGCUGCUGUCGCUCGGGCUGCUGCAGCUGAUCCUGGGCUGCUGCAUGGUGGCGCUGAGCUUCGGGGCGCUGUCGCUGAGCAGCUCCCCUCAGGUGAAGAACUCGUGUCCGUUCUGGGCCGGCUCCUCGGUGAUACUCUCUGGAAUCAUAGGAUUAACAACUUGGAAACGGCCUAUGAUACUCCUGGUGAAUCUCUUUGUGCUGCUCUCCGUGGUGUGUGUCCUCUUAAAUCUAGCUGGAUUUAUCCUCGGCUGCCAGGGCGCCCAGUUUGUGUCCAGUGUGCCCAGGUGUGAUCUGGUGGACUUAGGCGAAGGCAAGAUUUGCUUCUGCUGUGAAGAAUUUCAACCAGCCAAAUGCACAGACAAAGAAAAUGCCUUGAAGCUCUUUCCGGUUCAGCCUUGUAGUGCUGUUCACCUUCUGCUUAAGAAAGUCCUUUUCGCCCUGUGUGCCUUGAAUGCCCUGACCACCACCGUCUGCUUGGUGGCAGCCGCCCUUCGCUACCUCCAGAUGUUUGCAGCCAGAAGAGCCUGCAUCGACGAAUCUCAGAUUUCUGCCGAGGACGUGGAAGAACACGGACGGAUCCCAGACCCCGAGGACUUCGUGCCGCCGGUGCCCCCCCCUUCCUAUUUUGCCACGUUUUACUCAUGCACACCCCGGAUGAACCGCAGGAUGGUCGGUCCUGAUGUCAUCCCCCUCCCCCAUAUCUACGGAGCACGAAUCAAAGGUGUGGAAGUGUUCUGUCCCCUGGACCCCCCGCCUCCGUACGAAGCUGUGGUGAGCCAGACGGACCAGGAGCAGGGGUCUUCAUUCCACGUGCCAGGAGGAUCGGAAGGUGCAACGAGCCCCUUGGAACCGAUCUGCAUGCCACUGACUCAAGGUGAGGACAUUCCUAACACACCUGGAGAAGAAAGCACAUCCAUCUCAACUCCCGAUGCAAACCAGCUGCCUCCCACGAGAAGCCGGACAGUCUUCCCAGCCCUGAGGACGAGAUCGAGGAGCGACCCUGUGCUCCAUCAUUCCACGGAGAGAGCUGCCCCCGUGCUCAGCUGCGAAGCCGCGACGCAGACCGAGGGCAGACCGGACCUGGCCGCGGUGACCUUGAGGCGAGGUCUGCGGUGCAGAGCUGCGCGAUGCCGGCCCCGGUCCCUGAUAGAUUACAAGUCCUACAUGGACACCAAGCUGCUGGUGGCGAGGUUCCUGGAGCAGUCGUCCUGCAGUAUGACCCCAGACAUCCACGAGCUGGUGGAGAACAUUAAAUCCGUCCUCAAGUCCGACGAGGAGCACAUGGAGGAGGCCAUCACGAGCGCCAGCUUCCUGGAGCAGAUAAUGGCCCCGCUGCAGCCCAGCACGUCCGGGGCCCACGCGCCGCCCCCGCCGAGACGGCCUGGCUUCCUGCACCUGCGGAGCUGCGGGGACCUGAGCACCUGCGUCCCGGCGGGGAGGCCCCGAGCCGAGAGGAGGCUCCAGCGAGCAGAGGCCGAGCGGCCCCACAGCCUCAUCGGCGUCAUCCGGGAGACCGUCCUGUGAAACUGUGGGGUCCCCCCGUCCCCGCAGCGCCUCCCACCCCCCUCCACCCUGGCGUUGGCCGGGGAGGGGCAGGACGG
Molecule: messenger RNA, 1886 nt
Organism: Neogale vison (American mink)
Lineage: Eukaryota; Metazoa; Chordata; Mammalia; Carnivora; Mustelidae
Gene: ENTREP1
Product: family with sequence similarity 189 member A2
Exons: 11
Coding region: 1-1809 (602 amino acids)
Cellular component (GO): membrane
Source: RefSeq, a predicted model, not a curated record